AUGUCUUUGGCGAAAUGGAAAUUGGAUUACUCGGCUGGCUCGACUCGAACAGUAAGAAGCAGCGUGGAUGCGUCUCUGAAUCCUCCGGGUUACUCUCCUCCUGGCACUCCCAUUCAGCUGUUUGAGCAAAGUAGCAGCAACGAGCAGACGCAUCAUCUGAUGAAGAAACGUGCUUGGGACAUGGCGCUACAGCCAAUCAAAAGCUUACCGAUGAAUAUGUUCAUGAUGUACAUGUCCGGCAAUACGAUCAGUAUAUUCCCGAUCAUGAUGAUCGCCAUGAUGGCCUGGCGCCCAGUCAAAGCACUGAUGAGCGUUAAUUUGGCUUUCAAACCCCUGCAGGUUUUCAUUGCCAAUUUUCAUUUUUUUUUUCUGUCUUUCAUCUUUUUUUCGUUAUAUAGACUGCUUACCUAG
Molecule: messenger RNA, 411 nt
Organism: Gongylonema pulchrum
Lineage: Eukaryota; Metazoa; Nematoda; Chromadorea; Rhabditida; Gongylonematidae
Source: the annotation of a GenBank genome assembly